Molecule: messenger RNA, 4965 nt
Organism: Fundulus heteroclitus (mummichog)
Lineage: Eukaryota; Metazoa; Chordata; Actinopteri; Cyprinodontiformes; Fundulidae
Gene: dip2a
Product: disco-interacting protein 2 homolog A
Exons: 39
Coding region: 364-4788 (1474 amino acids)
Cellular component (GO): cell surface
Source: RefSeq, a predicted model, not a curated record
AGGAGCCACAGAUCUGGAAGCUUCAGAUGGGUCACCGGCCAACGCGUAUCUCUGUGUCCAGGACCGCUGCUCACUGACGUGCGUACGGGAGCGGCAGCAAGGUGCCUCCGCCAAGCAGGAGACAUAACUCAGAAGGGCUAUGAGAAAAAAAGAAGCAAGCUGCUGGCGCCUUACAUCCCACAGAUACAAGGUGUAGAUCCAUCCUUGCAGAUUGACAACAGGAUCCAGGCCUCCUCCCAAGCUGUUCUUCCAGUUUCCAAACACAACAAGUCCCGGGCCGGCAAUGCCCGGGACGAACGCUUCAGAUCUGACCUACACACAGAGGCUGUCCAAGCUGCUUUGGCAAAGUACAAAGAGAGGAAGAUGCCCAUGCCCUCGAAAAGACGAUCGGUGUUAGUUCAGUCUUCAGUCGAGGCGUGCACCCCACCAGACACUUCCUCGGCAUCAGAGGAUGAGGGCUCGCUGCGACGGCAGGGGCGUCUAGCCACAUCCACGCCCUAUCAGGGCCACAGCCACCCAGCCGUCGAGCACUGGUUCAACCGCGUCAUCCAGGGCUCGUCCACCUCCUCCUCAGCCUCAUCCACCUCAUCCCACCCGGGAGGCAGAUCGGUCACCAACAGCACCGCCCACGCUGCCCUGAACGCCAACGCAGCGGCGACCGCACUCGCAGACCUCAUGGCACACACCCAGCUAGAUAACCACUCAGCGCCCCCCGACGUGACGGGGCUAUCCGAGCGCUCCUCCAUUCACCUGGAGCGGCCCCAGGUGGGCUCGCUGCGAGGAGCUUCCCGCAGCUACAACCACCACGCCAGCAUGAUGGAGACCGCAGAUGGUGUUCCUGUCAACAGUCGUGUCUCCAACAAAAUCCAGCAGCUGCUCAAUACAUUAAAGAGACCAAAGCGUCCACCAUUGCGUGAGUUCUUUGUUGACGACUUCGAGGAGCUUUUAGAUGUCCAGCAGCCUGAUCCCAACCAGCCCAGGCCAGAAGGCCAGCAGAUGAGCCCCCUGGAAGGAGAGCCGCUCGGGGUGGUCACCAACUGGCCUCCUUCUUUGCCAGCAGCCCUGCACAGGUGGGGCAGCACUCAUCCGAAGAGCCCCUGCCUGACAGCACUCGACAACGCUGGCAAGCCCGUCUACACGCUCACCUACGGUAAACUGUGGACCCGCAGUCAGAAACUGGCCUACACGUUGCUAAACAAGCUGAGCAGCAGGAACGAGCCUCUGCUAAUGCCCGGAGACAGAGUUGCGCUCGUUUUCCCCAACAGCGACCCAGUGAUGUUCAUGGUGGCCUUCUUCGGCUGUCUCCUGGCGGAGCUGGUACCCGUGCCUAUCGAAGUACCGCUGACCAGAAAGGAUGCGGGCAGUCAGCAGAUCGGCUUUCUGUUGGGCAGCUGUGGGGUCACGUUGGCACUGACCACUGAUGCUUGUCAGAAAGGCCUGCCCAAAGCUCAAACAGGGGAGGUGGCCACUUUCAAAGGCUGGCCACGGCUGCUUUGGUUCGUGACGGAUGGGAAACAUGUUGUGAAGCCGCCAAAGGACUGGCACCCGCCAAUACGGGAAGCCAGCAAUGAUAUCGCUUACAUAGAAUAUAAAACCAGCAAAGAGGGCAGCACCAUGGGGAUAACCGUGUCCCAUUCGGCCAUGCUGGCUCACUGUCAGGCCCUCACGCAGGCCUGCGGCUACACCGAAGGUGAGACCAUCACCAAUGUUCUGGACUUUAAACGAGAAGCAGGAUUAUGGCACGGCGUCCUCACGAGCGUCAUGAACCGGAUGCAUGUGAUCAGCAUCCCCUACUCCCUGAUGAAAGUCAACCCUCUGUCCUGGAUACAGAAGGUUCACGUGUACAAGGCGCGGGUAGCCGUGGUGAAGUCGAGGGACAUGCACUGGUCUCUGCUGGCCCAGAGGGACCAGAGAGACAUCAGUCUGAGCUCACUGCGGAUGCUGAUCGUAGCCGAUGGAGCUAACCCCUGGUCCAUAUCGUCCUGCGACGCCUUCCUCAAUGUGUUUCAGGCACGUGGGCUGCGACCUGAGGUGAUCUGCCCAUGUGCCAGCUCCUCAGAAGCAAUGACUGUCGCCAUCCGGAGACCUCCAGAGAUGGGCGUUCCUCCUCCAGGCAAAGCGGUGCUGUCCAUGAGCGGCCUGAGUCACAGUGUGAUCCGAGUGGACACUGAGGAGAAACUCUCCGUCCUCACAGUGCAGGACGUGGGACAGGUCAUGCCUGGAGCUCUUGUUUGCGUGGUGCGAGUGGAGGGAACACCUUUCCUCUGCCAGACGGACGAGGUUGGAGAGAUCUGCGUCAGCUCAGGCAGCUCUCGUUUAGCGUACUACGGUCUCCCAGGAAUGACCAAGAACAUCUUUGAGACUGUCCCAGUGAAACCAUCCGGAGUUCCCAUCAGUGACAGACCUUUCACCAGAACCUCACUGCUCGGUUUUGUGGGACCAGACAACCUUGUGUUUGUCGUUGGGAAGAUGGAAGGCCUCAUGGUCGUCAGCAGCCGGAGACACAACGCCGAUGAUGUGGUCGCCACGGCACUGGCUGUGGAGCCCAUGAAGUUUGUGUACAGGGGAAGGAUUGCCGUGUUUUCAGUGUCGGUCCUGCACGACGAGAGGAUCGUGGUGGUGGCCGAGCAGAGGCCAGACUCCUCAGAGGAGGACAGCUUCCAGUGGAUGAGCCGUGUCCUUCAGGCCAUCGACAGCAUCCACCAGGUUGGGGUGUACUGCCUGGCUCUGGUGCCUGCCAACACUCUUCCUAAAGCUCCUUUGGGCGGCAUCCACAUAUCGGAGACCAAGCAGCGCUUCCUGGAGGGCGCCCUGCAUCCCUGCAACGUCCUCAUGUGUCCUCACACGUGUGUCACCAACCUGCCCAAACCGAGACAAAAGCAACCUGAGGUCGGUCCCGCUUCCAUGAUAGUGGGCAACCUGGUGGCAGGCAAGAGGAUAGCACAAGCCUGUGGGAGAGACCUGGGUCAGCUCGAGGACAAUGACCAGGCACGUAAGUUCCUCUACAUCCAGGAUGUGCUACAGUGGAGAGCUCAGGCCACACCGGAUCAUCCUCUGUUCCUCGUUCUCAACUCUAAGGGCACGGUGGCCAGCACAGCUUCCUGUCUGCAGCUGCACAAGCGGGCGGAGCGAGUGGCGGCCGCGCUGAUGGGACGCCUCAACACUGGGGACCACGUAGCACUCGUCUACCCACCGGGAAUCGACCUGAUUGCGACCUUCUACGGCUGCCUGUAUGCCGGGUGUGUCCCGGUCACCGUUCGACCCCCGCACCCGCAGAACCUGGCCACCACCCUGCCUACUGUCAAAAUGAUUGUGGAGGUCAGUAAGUCUGUGUGUAUCCUGACAACCCAAGCAAUAAUGAAGCUACUGAAAUCCAAAGAGGCUACCGCAGCUGUGGACAUUAAGAGCUGGCCCACCGUGAUGGACACGGAUGACCUCCCCAGGAAGAAGUGUCCUCAGACGUACAAACCGCCCACACCGGAGAUGUUAGCUUACCUGGACUUCAGUGUCUCCACAACUGGGAUCCUGGCAGGGGUGAAAAUGUCUCACUCUGCCACCAGUGCCUUGUGUCGCUCCAUCAAGCUGCAGUGUGAGCUCUACCCUUCCCGGCAGAUCGCCAUCUGCCUGGACCCCUACUGCGGCCUGGGAUUGGCUCUCUGGUGCCUGUGCAGUGUUUACUCCGGCCACCAGUCGAUCCUCGUUCCUCCUCUGGAGUUGGAGAGUAACGCGUCUCUCUGGCUCGCCGCUGUCAGCCAGUACAAGGUCCGGGUCACCUUCUGCUCGUAUUCAGUCAUGGAGAUGUGCACCAAGGGUCUAGGCUCACAGACCGAAGCCCUACGGUUGCGAAAUGUGAAUCUGUCCUGUGUGCGAACGUGCAUGGUGGUGGCAGAGGAGAGGCCUCGUAUCACCCUCACCCAGUCCUUCUCCAAGAUCUUCAAAGACCUGGGGCUCUCACCUCGAGCCGUCAGCACCACCUUCGGCUGCAGAGUGAACGUAGCAAUCUGUCUGCAGCCCAACAGGUUAGGGAAACUGGCUGAGCAGGGAACAUCCGGACCAGAUCCCACCACUGUUUAUGUGGAUAUGAGAGCCCUACGGCACGACAGGGUUCGCCUUGUUGAGAGAGGAUCCCCUCACAGUCUGCCCCUGAUGGAGUCUGGCAAGAUCCUUCCUGGAGUGAAAGUGAUCAUUGCCAACACAGAGACCAAAGGGCCUUUAGGAGACUCACAUCUAGGAGAGGUCUGGGUGAGCAGUCCUCACAACGCCACGGGCUACUACACGGUUUAUGGCGAGGAGGCGCUGCACGCUGACCACUUUAACACCAAGCUCAGCUUCGGAGACACCCAGACGGUCUGGGCAAGAACCGGUUAUCUGGGCUUCCUGCGACGCACUGACCUCACCGAUGCUAGUGGAGAGCGGCAUGACGCCCUCUAUGUGGUGGGCUCUCUUGACGAGACUCUGGAGCUGCGGGGAAUGAGGUAUCACCCCAUCGACAUUGAGACCUCUGUUAUCCGUGCGCACAAGAGCAUAGCUGAAUGUGCGGUGUUCACAUGGACCAACCUCCUGGUCGUAGUGGUGGAGCUGGAGGGCUCCGAGCAGGAGGCCCUGGACCUGGUGGCGUUGGUGACCAACGUCGUCCUGGAGGAGCACUACCUCAUCGUGGGAGUAGUGGUGGUGGUGGACCCCGGCGUCAUCCCCAUAAACUCCAGAGGGGAGAAGCAGCGGAUGCACCUCAGAGACGGAUUCCUGGCCGACCAGCUGGACCCCAUUUAUGUGGCGUACAACAUGUGAGGGGUCCGUCUACAGGAAGCCCCCUCCCUCCUCCUGUGUUUUUUAUUUCUUCCCUCUCACGGAGCAGCGGGACAGAAAUGGCUUGUGUGAGCUUGGCCUUGAUUGAAAGACCCUUGCUCUUCAGAACACAUGGCAUAAGACUGAAACGUUGAUACAACAAUUACAAAAAAAAAAAAA